Messenger RNA from Glycine soja, 2315 nucleotides. Its product is annotated as calcium-dependent protein kinase 17-like. The record is from RefSeq and is a predicted model, not a curated record. Gene Ontology annotation, biological process: protein autophosphorylation; intracellular signal transduction; peptidyl-serine phosphorylation. Gene Ontology annotation, cellular component: nucleus; cytoplasm. Gene Ontology annotation, molecular function: calcium ion binding; ATP binding; calcium-dependent protein serine/threonine kinase activity. NCBI's taxonomy places the organism in Eukaryota, Viridiplantae, Streptophyta, Magnoliopsida, Fabales, Fabaceae. Bases 199 to 1839 code for a protein of 546 amino acids. The transcript has 8 exons.
UUUUUUAAUUUUCCUCCCAUAUACUUUUCUUUUAGUCAUUCCUCUCUCCUAACAAAUCUAUCUUUCAACUCCAAAAACCCAAUAAUUAAUCACCACCUUCCCAUUCCCCCCUUAUAUCUCUCUCACACACAAACUCUUUCUCUUUCCUUCAUAUACAAUUUUGAGGCUCUUUUGUGGUUUUGCUCCCUCCCUUCCUCAAUGGGCAACUGUUGCUCUCAAGGCAACGUUGCCGACGGCCCGGCUGACGACUCUGCCGCCGCCAAUGACAAGGGAGAAGCUAACCAACAAGGUAGUAAUAACCAUGCAAACGACAACAAUGAUAAUUCCACAAACCCUACCACUGCCCCAACGACGACAUCAAAGCCACCACCCACGGUCACCCCACCCACUUCAAAACCCUCGAAACCGGCUGCAAUGGGCCCAGUCCUCGGCCGGCCGAUGGAGGACGUGAGAGCCACGUACACAAUAGGUAAAGAGCUAGGGAGAGGCCAAUUUGGUGUCACACAUUUGUGCACAAACAAAGCCACGGGGCAACAAUUUGCAUGCAAAACAAUUGCAAAGAGGAAGCUCGUGAACAAGGAGGACAUAGAGGACGUGAGAAGAGAGGUUCAAAUCAUGCACCAUCUCUCGGGUCAACCUAACAUUGUGGAACUUAAGGGUGCAUAUGAGGACAAACAAUCGGUGCAUUUGGUCAUGGAACUUUGUGCGGGUGGUGAGCUUUUUGAUCGUAUAAUUGCUAAGGGACAUUACACUGAACGUGCCGCGGCUUCGUUGUUAAGAACCAUAAUGCAAAUUAUUCACACUUUCCACUCCAUGGGUGUCAUUCAUAGAGAUCUUAAGCCCGAGAAUUUCCUCAUGUUGAAUAAGGAUGAAAAUUCACCCGUCAAGGCCACGGAUUUUGGUCUAUCAGUUUUUUUCAAAGAAGGAGAGACGUUCAAAGACAUUGUUGGAAGUGCAUAUUACAUUGCUCCUGAAGUCUUGAAGAGGAAAUAUGGGCCAGAAGUUGACAUAUGGAGUGUUGGUGUCAUGCUAUACAUUCUUCUAAGUGGUGUCCCUCCGUUUUGGGCAGAAUCCGAACAUGGUAUAUUCAAUGCCAUCCUAAGAGGCCACGUUGAUUUUACAAGCGAUCCAUGGCCUUCAUUGUCCAGUGCAGCAAAGGAUCUUGUAAGGAAAAUGUUGACCACAGACCCCAAACAAAGACUGACAGCACAAGAAGUUUUAAAUCAUCCUUGGAUCAAGGAGGACGGCGAAGCACCAGAUAAGCCACUUGACAAUGCUGUACUGAAUAGGCUCAAACAAUUUAGAGCAAUGAACCAAUUCAAGAAAGUUGCUCUAAGGGUCAUUGCUGGAUGUCUAUCAGAAGAAGAAAUCAUGGGGUUGAAGGAAAUGUUCAGGGGGAUGGACACUGACAACAGUGGAACCAUUACAAUUGAAGAGCUCAAGCAAGGGCUUGCAAAACAAGGAACAAAGCUAACAGAGCAAGAAGUUAAGCAAUUAAUGGAAGCUGCUGAUGCUGAUGGCAAUGGAACCAUUGAUUACGACGAGUUCAUCACCGCAACAAUGCACAUGAACAGAAUGAACAGAGAAGAACAUCUUUACACUGCCUUCCAAUACUUUGAUAAAGAUAACAGCGGGUUUAUUACCACUGAAGAACUAGAACAAGCCCUCCGUGAGUAUAACAUGCAUGAUGGCAGGGACAUCAAGGAAAUCCUUCAAGAAGUUGAUGGAGAUAAUGAUGGACGCAUUAACUACGAUGAGUUUGCGGCAAUGAUGAGAAAAGGAAACCCAGAAGUUAUGACGAAGAAGAGGCGUGAUUCAUUGCCAUUGCCAUUGCCAUAAUGGAGGGACUCUAAGGGAAGGAACUUAAAAUGGUUUCAUCAGUACAAUGGUUUUCUUAGGUGGAGAAGCUUAUGGGUGAAUGAAAGAAUGAUCAUGGGCUGCAUUUCAUCAUAGCUUUGUUGGUUGCGAGGGGAUACAGAUUAGGAACGGGAGAAAGGUAAAAUCAAAAACCAAGAAAAGAGGGAAAGGGGGAGGGGGGGUAAGAAGAACAUAAACAAAUCCUUGAGAAAUGUUAAGAUACACUAGGUGGUUUGGUUGAUUAACAUUUUUUUGCUUUUGCUUUUUCCUUAUAUGUGAAAACGUUGCAACAUGACAUGUAUUGAUAUUGCGGCUCACAUAAUUAGGAAUUAAAAAAAGGGUAUUUGUUUAUGUAUUAUUUCCUUUUAAAUACUAGGCCUUAAUAGUUUGUGCUAGGUUUACCAUAAAAAAAAGUUUGUGCUAGGUUUCAUAUAUUUUACUGACUUAUAUAUAUGAUG